This is a messenger RNA of Mugil cephalus (flathead mullet), 1828 nucleotides long. RefSeq names its product carcinoembryonic antigen-related cell adhesion molecule 1-like. The record is from RefSeq and is a predicted model, not a curated record. Lineage: Eukaryota; Metazoa; Chordata; Actinopteri; Mugiliformes; Mugilidae. The coding region runs from base 155 to 1312 and encodes 385 amino acids. The transcript is spliced from 7 exons.
GGACUGGUCUCCCUGGUACCAAGAGCUGGUCAGCAGUGAGGAAGCAGUCACAUACUCCUGUGCUGUCAAAGGCUACGAGGAUCUCAGAGCCCCUGAAGUCUCAGUGGAUUCAGUCACUCCAACCUGCUUCAGUGUGACCUACGCUGAAGGGAGAAUGUGUUCUCAUAACCAGACAUCAGUAGCUGAGUCCUGCUCCAUCACAUAUCCCAGAGCUUACGAAGUAAAUGUUCAAAGGAAUUCAAAUGAGUCAUCAGUUGCAGUGUCCUGUACCACCAGCUGUCCAGUGUCUGACCUUCAGACCGACUAUAGGUGGUACCAGAACCGACAGCUCAGUGAUACAAGAAAGAGUCAAGAGUUUUCAGUAUCUCCUACAAAAAGUUUAUCCUGUGCUGUAAAAGAUCAAGACCAUCUGCUGUCUCCUGAAGUCUGUCCAGAUGAGGAGAACUGUUGGACUGUGAAUUAUAUCAGCAGGAGAAUCUGUGCUCUGAAAGGAUCUUCAGUGAACAUUUCCAGUGAAUACUCUCAUCCCCACAAGAAGAAGCCAGAGUCUAAAUCAUGGUAUAAAGUAGAAACAAGUGGUGAGCAGCUGAUUGAGGAUGCCGGUCGUGUGGUGUUUCAUGACAACAAGAAGAACCAACACGUUCUGACAAUUAAAAACCUGAAGAAGGAGGACUCAGCAGAAUACAAAUUCAGACUCCAGGGAGAUGAUGAAGAAAGGAAACGGGAUGAUGUUCCUGGAGUCACUUUGGUUGUGACAGGCCUCAAAGUGCGGCUGCGACCUGCAGUGGUGACAGAGGGUGGGAGAGUCUCUCUGACCUGUGGGACCAGCUGUCCUCUACCUACUAACACAAACUACAUUUGGUAUUUCAACAAUCGACCUCUGAAUCUGACAAACAACCAAAACAAACACCUGUUUCUAGACCCAGUCAGCAGUCAGGAUGCAGGAAACUAUUAUUGUUGUAUCAAAAAUGGCACUAAAAGUACCUGCUCCAGUGAAAAGACUCUCACCGUCCAGAGAACAACAGGAACAUCAGCAGUCGCUACAGGAGUCAGUGCUGCUCUUUUGGUUUUGAUACUUCUUGUUUUCAUCUACUGGUUUAGCAGAAAGAAGAAGAGGACUUCAGUUCAGGUUCCCACAACUGAAGCUAAAGACAAUACGAGACAGUUAAACAAUGACCACGAUGAGCUUCACUACAGCGAGAUCCAGUUCACCAAGAACCAGACAGAUAACAUCCAGCCACGUCGGGUCAAGGGAGAGGAGCAAGCCACUUAUACUGUUGUCAGCUUUAGACCCAACACAAACCCUGAGUGAGCUUAUUUUAGCACAACAACUUAAGAGACCCAGGAAAUGACUGAGCUUUGCAGAUGAAAGCAACAUGCAUUGAUACAUCUGUCAGUGAAGGAGACAGCUUUUUGAAUGUAUUUUACGCUUCUUUUGCUAAACAGAAUGAACCGAUUUAUUAAAUGUGACACAGCAAAAACUUAAAGAGGUCAUAAGACCAGAAAGACUUGCAGUGUUAAGAGUGAAACAUGCUCUGGCUUGUAUGUGUAUUUUAUUGUGGUCAUAAUUUCAAGUAUAACAUAAAUAAAAAUAGAAAAAAAAAUGUUUUACAUACACAUCAACUGUUAAGAAAGACAGACUUUGUAUUGGUACAAUGGUUAAAAUGGCAGAGAAUUAAGACUUAAACCUAAAAAUGGAUAUUGUUGAAACUGUUUAACAACAAAGUUGAUCUUGAUGCUACAAACAUUUCUAGAGCCUCUUCCACCAUUCACCAUUUAGUUAGAUUAAAUUAAUGACUUUUUUUUUGCUACAUAUCAAAAUCAGAUU